GUUGCUUUCCUCAUCCCAACACCCCCCAUGUUAUAUAUAGAGCUCACCUGUGUAGACCUUCCUCACUCAAGCUCAACCCACUGAAAACCGCCAAGAUGAAAGUCGUGAACAUGACAUUUAAGGAGGGGCAUGAGUUCAAAAUCCGUAUCAAACCCGAUGAUGACUCCAAUUCAUUUGCGAUAAACAUCGGCCAUGAUUCUGAGAACCUUGCCCUGCACUUCAACCCCCGCUUUGACCAUUGUGGAGAAAGCGACGUCAUUGUCUGCAACUCUUCGUCUGGGGGAUCCUGGGGGAAUGAGGAGCGUUGCUCAAAUUUCCCCUUCCAGCGUGGAGAGGAAUGCAAGUUUUACAUCAACUUCAACUGGGAGCAGUUCUUUAUCAAACUUCCCGAUGGCAGCAUGAUGAACUUCCCCAACCGCCUGGGAGAUACCAAGUACAAGUACUUUGAUGUCAGCGGUGAGGCGAGGAUUGUGGGAAUCAAGAUCAAGUAGAGGCUCGAGCUGAAGCUCCUCCCCUGUUUGCAUGUAAUAGUUUGUUUUUAUAUUAUUGAGCCCUGGUCUGAUUGUCCACAUUUUGUAACACUGCAAAACAACGCUGUGUAUAUCAACUAACAGUGUGCUGAUGUUGUAAUGAGACGAUGCGGCCUGAAGAUGGAGCCACAGCACAUCUCUUAUGUCACAUCAGCUGUGCAUGUCUUAAUAAAAACUGAAAAAAGA
Molecule: messenger RNA, 716 nt
Organism: Cololabis saira (Pacific saury)
Lineage: Eukaryota; Metazoa; Chordata; Actinopteri; Beloniformes; Belonidae
Gene: lgals2b
Product: lectin, galactoside-binding, soluble, 2b
Exons: 4
Coding region: 96-491 (131 amino acids)
Molecular function (GO): carbohydrate binding; galactoside binding; laminin binding
Source: RefSeq, a predicted model, not a curated record